Messenger RNA from Pectinophora gossypiella (pink bollworm), 4410 nucleotides. It is a transcript of the gene Mk, whose product is annotated as mevalonate kinase. The transcript has 7 exons. Lineage: Eukaryota; Metazoa; Arthropoda; Insecta; Lepidoptera; Gelechiidae. Gene Ontology annotation, biological process: cholesterol biosynthetic process; isoprenoid biosynthetic process. Bases 1 to 1248 code for a protein of 415 amino acids. The record is from RefSeq and is a predicted model, not a curated record. Gene Ontology annotation, cellular component: cytoplasm. Gene Ontology annotation, molecular function: ATP binding; mevalonate kinase activity.
AUGUUUCAAGGAGUGGACAAUUUUUAUACCGUGAGCGUGUCUGCGCCCGGUAAAGUAAUAUUGCAUGGUGAACAUGCAGUCGUUUAUGGGAAGACCGCGAUAGCUGUCAGUCUUGGACUCCGGAGUUCCAUAGUCAUCAAGGAGGUAAACACAGCAUCGGAGCCAGCAGUUCACAUCCAUCUACCAUGCGUGGAGUUACAAGAGAACAUCCCCUUGGCUCCUACAGUCAAGAGCCUUUUCCACCCGAAGUUAGCACCAGGCAUUGCUGGCAAAUUCCACUGGAAACUACCGGACAAGCUAGAUCACGAUGCCCACCUCCUGAAGGUUGAUGAGUUCCUCCACAUAAUCAAGCCUAACUUCGACAACCUGCAGAGCAACCAGAAGAACUCUUUAAGGAGUUUCUUAUAUGUCUUUUCUGGGAUUUUCGGGAGUACGAAUCUCCCUGUCAGGAGUAUGAAUAUAUCUAUGGGCUCGGAAUUGACGAUAGGAGCUGGUACCGGCAGUUCAGCGUCUUUUGCCGUUUGUCUGACUGGGGCUUUGAUCCAGCUUGUUAAGUUGAAGACGGCUUCUGGACACUUCGACCCGUUCUAUGACCACACCAGCGAAGAUUUCGAUAUGAAAGAAAAGGAAAUCAUCUCGAACUGGGCGUAUAACUGCGAGAGGAUCAUGCAUGGAUCGCCUUCUGGCAUAGACAACGCGACAUGUACUUUUGGCUCUCUGGUAUCUUUCAAAAAGGGGAGCAAGCCCAGACAUUUGGACAUCAGGAUGGACCUCAGGGUCUUGCUGGUGGACUCCAGGGUCCCUAGAGAGACCAAGUCCUUAGUGAUGAAGGUCGCAGCGUUGAGGCAAAGGAACACAAGCAUAGUCGACCAUAUCAUGGACGCGUGUGACCAUGUGGCUCACACAGCCACGCAGGUUAGUGUUUUAGAAAAACUCUCCAGUGACAAGUGUGAGCCGGACAUAGAGGCAGACUAUCAACACUUAGCCGAGCUAUGGGACAUGAACCACUGCCUGCUGGCGGCGCUGGGCGUGUCCCACCCUACCCUGGAGACCAUCCGGGCGGCGGCCCGGGCGCGGGGACUCGCCUGCAAGCUCACCGGCGCAGGCGGCGGCGGCUAUGCGAUGGUCCUGAUCCCACCGUCGACUCCUCGCUCGAUCGUGGACUCGCUGUCGGGGCAGCUCCUUGAACUAGGCUUCCGGGUGAAGGAGACCCGGCUUGGGGGACCGGGGGUCACCUUGGAAAUGUGACCCGGUCCCCCCGCCAAGCGGUGGAAGAUCAGCUAGUGUGUAUGUUACAUCUUGGUGUCAGUAAGAUUCUUGUGUGCUUGUUGGGUUAAGAGAAUUUCCAGAAUCGGGAUAAAAGUUUUAAGGGAGUAUAAGUUUGUUGUAAAGAAUUAGGAUUGAUUUUUGAACAUUCUCGGGCGGCCUCCAGAUAUCUGGAGUUUUCAAGGCUAGAGGGAAUAGGCAUUUGGUAGGUAAGCGUCCAACCUUAGGCUGCAUCGUGAGAUUGUGGUUAAACGCGAGCCUGUAUUUAAAAAUAGCCCGCGUUUUGGAUUUUAAAAUUACAUUGGGUUUUGUUGGGUGGAGAUAAAUGUGAAUUUUUUAUUUUUAUAUGAAUCCCAUAACUCUGUUUUAUCAUGUGUUGAGUGAAAUAUAGAGUUACUACCUGUGGAUAAUAAGAAAUAAUAGGGGCAAAAAUAAUAAAGAACACAUUUUUUUAACGAUUUCGUGGGAUAUAUAUAGGCACUAAUAUUCGAUAUUAUAUUUAUAUAUUAUAAGCUGUGAAGGAAUAUUACGUGGUUUAAAUAUUAAAGCCAACAAUUUAUAAUAUAAUAGUACUUACUGGUGCUGAUCCCUGUACACACCAUCUAAUUUUAUUCUAAGUUAUACCUGUCAUUUUCUUAUCCACUGAAAAGGAAAGGGACGGGCAAUCGAAAGGCGUAAAAUUUAUGGAACACACGUCAAUUUUAAGCAGAAAAAGAAACCCUCCCAAAAUUUUAUAUUGGCCAAUAACCCGACAGAAUUAACUUGACAGCACACGUCAAACAUGUUGAAUAUCAACGGGAUGCUUAUUUAAUUCGCGCGGGUUUAUUAAUCAUUCACUCAUUCAUUUUAAAAUUAAUAGUUGUCAAUCAUCCGUCCUUCCUUUUCGGUGGAUAAGAAAAUGACGGGUAUGGCUUAAAAUAAAAUUAGAUAGUGUCUACAGGAAUUAGCACCAUUUUUUAACAUAAAUAGCCUAUACACGUCCCACUGCUGGGCAAUGCCCCUCCCCUCAAUCAAUGAUAGACGGUAUGGCUCCAACCAUGGUAUAAGAAAACCAGGUAUGCUCAAAACUGACAGCUAGCAUUUCAAGGUUAGCACAGCUGACUGUGUUGCCAUUUCGUAAAAAAUAAAUUACCCACGUCCAAUGUUUUUAAUUUACUUUGCAAGGAAAUUUUGUACUUUUAGUAAAAGAUUUACGUAUAGUCGUAAUGAUAUUUAUAUAUGUGGGACAAAUAAUAGUAAUUAAAUGCAUUAGUCAGUAGUUCACUUAAUUUUCAAUAAUAAAAUUUACGUCCUUGGAAUGUUGGAGAUACCAAUUGAAUGGGUUAGCAAUGGCGGCUUGUCAUAGGAUUGAGUAUACUUGGUCUUCUUAUACCAUUGCUCCACCACGGUGCUCCAUUGCGUUACUUAUCCAAUAAGGUAUCAAAAUAAAUACCUACAAACGUAUUUUGAAAUUAAAAAAAAAAACAAUUGUUUUAGUAUUUUCGACACAAGAUGUAACAUAAAAUUAGAAAAAUGUGUAUCGAUUUCUGAACUAAAAUGAAUUGACAUAAAAAGUGUUGUUUUGGAAUAAAGUACUUUAUGUCAGGUGAAUAAGUGUUAAAAGUUGUUCCAAAGACUUAUAAUUAGUGGAGUGGAGUUAUAGGAAUAACAGAUUUAUUAUGAAAAUAUGAAGUAUGAAAAUAAGUUUUCAAAGCUUUAAUGACACCGCAGUGUACGUAUUUAUUUGUCUUACCCCAAGGUAAGGCGUGGUACAGUCAUGAGCAAUAUAAUGUACCCAUUUUAGGACUCUGUCGCACUAACAUAUUUGACAUUUAGUGAGACUUACAGUUCAAUUUGUUAAAAAAGUUUAAUGUGACAUGGUACCAAAGUGUAUACGUAUUAAUGCUCGUGACCGUACAAUGAAACAUUGUAUUGUAUAUUCAAUGUAACAUUACUUUUGAGGGUAGAAAGAAAAAAACAUGUACUUUAAAAUCAGAGAUACUAGUAUCAUCACGCCAACUUUGUUGAUAUUUGAAGAGUUCGGUGGCACAGCGGUAAACGCGCUCGGUCUGCGAUUGUUGAAGUUAAGCAACUUUCGCAAAGUCAUGGGUGACCACAAAAAAAAUCAUCUCGAGCUCCUCCGUGCUUCGGAAGGCACGUUAAGACGUUGGUCCCGGCUGCACUAGCAGUCGUUAAUAACCAUCAAUCCGCACUGGGCCCGCGUGGUGGUUUAAGGCCCGAUCUCCCUAUCCAUCCAUAGGGAAGGCCCGUGCCCCAGCAGCGGGGACGUUAAUGGGCUGAUGAUGAUGUUGAUAUUUAUUAAUUUUUUAUUUUAAGUGCAGUUUUCACUAACACAGUUGGCUCGACCAUUAUAGACGGCUCCAUCACCUAUCGCGUUAGUCUAACAGAAAGGUCGGUGAGGUGUGGGUACUUAGUUCAUCUUGCGAUGGACGCCUGCCCCAAUCGGGGUAUAGUUUUUAUCUUAUGUUAUGUUAUGCUAAUUUUCUAACCUCAAAAGUAACUUUACAAUCAAGUAUUUUUGUACCAUAGCCUUAUGUAAGACGUAAACGCAAUAAUGAUGCUAAUUCCUGUUCACACCAUCUAAUUUUAUUUUAAAUUGUAUCUGUCAUUUUCUUAUCCGCCUAAAAGGAAAAAGACGGAUAAUCGACAAGCAUAAAUUUUAUGGAACACACGUCAAUUUUAAGCACAAAUCUAAAACAACCGUAUAAAAAUUUUACAUUGGCUAAUAACCCGACAGAAUUAAGCACAUGUCAAACGGUUUGCAUACCAGCGAGAUACCUUUUUGAUACGCCCGGGUUAUUCAUUUACUCAUUCUUCCUAAAAUUAAGAGCUGUCAAUCAUCCGUCCCUCUCCUUUUCGGCGGAUAAGAAAAUGACGGAUAUAACUUAAAAGUAAAAUUAGGAGGUGUCUGCAGGAAUCGGGGCCAAUAUAGACGUAAGGUCCAAUGUAUACGACGAAACAGCAGGCAAACAUUCCAAAAGUGGUAUGACAAUAUUAAAGCGUAAAUAUUUGUUUAGGCUGAGUUCUUCGCGCGGCUUUGUUUGACGUGAACAUUGAAGAUAUCGAGGAAACUUAAACUAGCUUACAUAUACAGGGUGUUAGUUACAUCGUAACGAAUACUGAAAAGGAUGAUUCAGACCAUGA